GAAGCUGAGCCACGCGCCAUCCUGUUCGGUUAGACACGGAACGAGCAGCGCGAGGAAGAAGAGGAAGAGUGAGAGUCACGCGCAGCCUCUGGAUUAUAUUUAAAUCUUCAUCGUCUUCAUGUUUCCUUCACUGAGCAACAACAGCAGACGAUCUUGAUGAUGUCCAGUCGGACGACGAGACAGGAGUGACUGCGUCUUUGAUCCACUGAGGCUGAAGAGGCGUCCCUCUGCGAGCCUCGUCAAUCCGUCACCAUUCCGUCUCCCGGUUUGUCCCCGAGAAGAGUUUCAAAACUGUUCCUCCAACGCUUUUUCCAGAAGCUGGGACUGUUCUCCGGAGCUGAAGCUGCACAGCCCUCGCAGACUGAGGUGAUGGGAAGCGUGCGAGCUAGCCGCUUCAGCAUUGUGUCAUCAGAGGAGGACGGCAUGAAGCUCGCCACCAUGGCGGUGCCCAACGGCUACGGCAAGAGCAAGGUGCACACCAGGCACCAGCCACGGAGCAGAUUCGUCAAGAAGGACGGGCACUGCAACGUGCAGUUCUUUAACGUCAGCGAGAAAGGUCAACGCUACCUGGCUGACAUCUUCACGACGUGCGUGGACAUCCGCUGGAGGUGGAUGUUCCUCAUCUUCUGCCUGGCCUUCCUGCUGUCGUGGCUCUUCUUCGGCUGCAUCUUCUGGCUGGUGGCCAUCUUCCACGGCGACCUGGAGAGCGACGGACCCAAGUGCGUCUCCAACGUGAGCAGCUUCGCCGCCGCCUUCCUGUUCUCCAUUGAGACCCAGACCACCAUCGGUUACGGCUACAGAUACGUCACAGACGAGUGUCCCGUCGCAGUGUUCAUGGUGGUUUUCCAGAGCAUCGUGGGCUGCAUCAUCGACGCAUUCAUCAUUGGCGCUGUCAUGGCCAAGAUGGCGAAACCCAAGAAGAGGAAUGAGACUUUGGUUUUCAGCCACAACGCUACGGUGGCCAUGAGGGACAACAAACUCUGUCUGAUGUGGCGUGUGGGCAAUCUCAGGAAAAGCCACCUGGUCGAGGCUCACGUGCGGGCGCAGCUUCUGAAGUCCCGCACAACAGCGGAGGGGGAGUACAUCCCCCUCGACCAGAUGGACAUAGACGUCGGGUUCGACAGUGGCAUCGAUCGCAUCUUCCUGGUCACGCCGAUCACUAUUGUCCACGAGAUCGACGAGGACAGCCCCUUCUAUGACAUGAGCAAACAGGACCUGGACAACACCGAGUUUGAGAUCGUGGUCAUCCUGGAGGGCAUGGUUGAGGCGACGGCCAUGACCACGCAGUGCCGCAGCUCCUACGUCGCCAGUGAGAUCCUGUGGGGCCACAGGUUCGAGCCUGUGCUCUUCGAGGAGAAGAACUACUACAAGGUGGACUACUCCCGCUUCCAUAAGACGUACGAGGUGCCGAGCACCCCGCUGUGCAGCGCCAGAGACCUCGCCGAAAACAAAUAUAUCCUCUCCAACUCCAACUCCUUCUGCUAUGAGAACGAGAUGGCGCUGGAGAACAAGGAGGACACGGACGAGGGGAACGGGGGCAGUGUUGGACCCGACGGCACCCAGACGGACAACAUCUCAGAGAGCGAGCACAGCCAGGCCUUAGUGCCGAGGCCUUUGAGGCGAGAGUCCGAAAUAUGACUGUGACCUCAGACCUUCACCUGAGAAAAUUCUCUGGUCCGAAAAGGCACAAAGAGCCGAGCUGGGCCUCGAGCAGAGGACACGCCCAAUGGUACUGCUGUGGGAGGCGGCAAAGUUUAAAGACUUUGUACGCGAGAUAAAGUCGGAACAUUGUCGACGUACAGUUUGACAAACAUGACACCGCACGAUGAAGCACGUGCAAUUUUGCAGGACGAAUUCUCCACUAAUGAGUUCAGUGUCCGGUGACUGUGAGAUGACCGCGGGGGAGAAGUCGCAGAAAUGACUUUAAAAAAGUGUCCGUUUUCCUGCCCAGCAAGAACACAAAGUGUUUGUUUUUAUAGAAAAUGUUUGCAAGUGCUGCUAGAAAAUAGUUCAAGUUGUUUUUUUUAAUCCAAUAACACUUUUGGUUUUAUACUAAAUCAUUGUACACGAAACGUAGAAUCUGGAGCAAAGAAAGGUACAAAUGGAGGAUUUGUCUUUGUGAGCUGGUCUCACGUCAGACAAGAACUGCACCAAAAACUUUAGCAGCUUUCAGACCUGCACUGACGUCCAGACACGUUUCAGAUAAUUGUACGUGACGGUCAUUUUCCAGAACUUCUUAGACUCCGUCCACAUGAAGGCCGAUAUUAAAAAACAAACAAGUUUGUUGUUCUUUGCGUUUUGUCCUUUUAAUAACUCACAAAAACUGUGAAAGCUCCGCUCAUUUUUGGAAAAGAUUUUCGACAGAAAACCUAACGCAACACUGUGCGCCUGUGCGUUUGUUUGCUCGCGGAGUCGCGAGAUGCUCACAAAAUUAUUUUGUGGCGUUUGCCGACAUUUCUUUCCGCCUACGUGUGGACGAGGCCUCUAGCUCUGGAUAAUUAGAGCGUCCCCGCCGCCUACAUGCUCCACCCACUCACCUGGACGAUCCAGACAAUCUUUGUUGCGCUGUCCUUUUAGAGAAUGUUUGGACCUGAGUUUUGGAACAUUUUCCAGACUUGGCGUUUGAAAACGUCCUCGCUGAAUCUGUGUUUGGUUCGUUGCUGGUCAGACUGACGGACACGUCCCCAGUCGAGUGACAGACUGACGGACGCCGUUGCAGGCUCGCAUUAACAAAACUGAGAGAAACCGUUAAUUUAAUAAAAACAGAGAAUCUGAAUGUUCUUAAAAGUGCUGCUAAGAUGUUGCUUCUACUUUCUUUUCUUCUUUUUUUUGCAGUUGAGUAAAAAUGCCAAAGAGUAUUAUUAUAAUUAUUAUGAUUAUUAUUAUUAUUAUUAUUAUUAUUAUCUUAGUUCUGUGUUUAUUAAAAAACACCUGAUUAGAUUUGGUACAGAGAAGUUAGAAUGUUUGUGUAGAGAGUUUUUAACGCGUGUACAGUUUUUAUAUAUUCAAAGAAAAUUAUUUUGGAUAAUUUUUUCCUCUUGAGCCAAUUCCAUCAAAAGCCUUAAUCUGGAGUCGAGUAGAGAUAAAAACAUUUUUUUUUAAAAAUCCAUUUUUCUGUCAUGAAUCAAAGUGUUUUGACCGAAGAUUUAUUUUUUUAUGAUGAAAACAGACAAAUUUUCUUGCAAAAAUAUCAAAUGUCAGUUUUUUGGCUGUGUGUAUAUGCAGAUGACAAUCUGCAGACGACAAUCAACGUUACUUGACUUUUUAGAGUUCUUUGUACUGGAGAAUGUAAGAUUGGAGAUAAUGACGUACUGUAAGUGGUGAAUUUGAAGGUAUGAAAGUGCACAAUUUCAAAUUGAUAUCCUGCAUUUGUUUUUUUAUUUUUCCAGCGACACACGUGUAAAUAAAAGCUCCCUCUUCCCCUCCUGCAGUUCUUUUGCAUCCGUCUUCCAAAUGUACUGCAAAAACAUGGAAUGUACAGAGUUUUGUAUUAAUAUUAUUAUUAUUAUUAUUAUUAUUGUACAUGAUUUAAUAUUGUUUUUCAAUAAAAAUGUCAGUGGACAAUCAGAA
Messenger RNA from Solea solea (common sole), 3570 nucleotides. RefSeq names its product potassium inwardly rectifying channel subfamily J member 2a (gene kcnj2a). The record is from RefSeq and is a predicted model, not a curated record. Lineage: Eukaryota; Metazoa; Chordata; Actinopteri; Pleuronectiformes; Soleidae. The transcript is spliced from 2 exons. Gene Ontology annotation, cellular component: plasma membrane. Bases 370 to 1638 code for a protein of 422 amino acids. Gene Ontology annotation, molecular function: inward rectifier potassium channel activity. Gene Ontology annotation, biological process: potassium ion import across plasma membrane; regulation of monoatomic ion transmembrane transport.